AUGGAUGCUGGCCUUAUUAACGGGGUCCUUUUCCUCGAUCUCAAAAAAGCGUUUGAUACGGUUGACCACCAGAUCCUUAUUAAGAAACUUGAAUUAUACGGAAUCAAAAAUAGUGCGUUAACAUGGUUUUCUUCCUACUUACAUGGAAGAACUCAAGUUUGUAGAGUUAAUAAUAUUACAUCAUCCUCAAAACAUAUUUCGUGUGGUGUUCCACAAGGAUCUAACCUGGGUCCCCUCCUAUUUUUAAUUAACAUAAAUGACUUGCCUAACUGUUUAAAAAAAUCAAAACCAGCUAUGUAUGCUGAUGAUACUAAUUUAUCUGUUACUGGAGAAAGUGCAAAUGAUAUCGAAGUGAGAUUGAAUACUGAACUUAAAAAUGUUCAUGAAUGGCUAACAGCGAAUAAAUUAACACUUAAUACUGAGAAAACCGAGUACAUGAUUCGGCGGUUCGUAUCAGAGAAUUUCAAAUAUUCAAAAAGAAGAUGA
Molecule: messenger RNA, 486 nt
Organism: Paramuricea clavata
Lineage: Eukaryota; Metazoa; Cnidaria; Anthozoa; Malacalcyonacea; Plexauridae
Source: the annotation of a GenBank genome assembly